AACAGAAUUAGUGACAACAGCAGAAUCUCUUUAAUAAUGCAUCAUUCACAGUUGUAAUCACACACACACUCACCAAAGAAACUACUAUUGAGAGCGUUUUCAGAGAACAGUGUCAUGUUUGAAUGGGAGGCGUGACGCUCUCACAAGAUCUACUUGGGUUAUCAAAAAAACUAUAUAAGGCUGUAUAUCUACACAGCAAAAGAAUUAGGUCAGUGAUUCAGCCAUUUAGGCCCCUACAACUGCUUCAAAAAUGCUGUCAAAAGAUUUAACAUUUAAAAUUUAAUAUAUAUAUUUUUAGUUUAAAAUGUGUGCUGUCAUUCUCUUCCUUAAAACACAAAACAAAAACAUUCAUUUGCAGUAGAUAAAAAAAAAAAAUAGUGACCAUUGUAAAUGGUUUAGAAAAGAAAAACACGCAAACUAGCUGCAUGAAACUAAGUAUUACAGAGCUGUGCCAUGUUGAAAUCUAUCUUGAUUUUACCCGUGUUAACAAAUCACAUGAUGCAGACCUCAACAACAAACUCCUAAACUACUACUACUGCUGCUGCUGCUGCUGCUGCUGCCAUAUGACUGUGCUGGAAACUUCGCGUAGCAGCAACUGUUUAGCUCUAGACAGUCUGGAUGGCUGCAUCACAGAUCAUGGAGAUGACUUCCAGUGAAGAUGAAGACCAAGACCUGAUUGAGCUUGAGGCUAUUAGGAGACCAUACAGAGCAGUGAAAUUUGAUCUGACACAUGCAAAUCAAGAAGACUUAGAAGCUCAGCGCUACCAUGAGCCCAAACACACGAAUGCCCUGUACAGGAAUAGCUGGUCCUCUUCAACCCAGAGGGUCCUGUCCUCCAUGCCUAGCCGCUCUAUCAGAUUUAAUCAGUCGACUGCGCUCUCCCGAUCCACCAAGAUGCGAAGAAGACGACCUCUUAGCAUUGUGUCCACCGCUCACUGCGCUACAGACCAGGACGUCUUCAGAGGGCAGGAGGAUUGCGACGAUGAUGUGACCCAAAAUGAAGACCUGCUAAACAAGCUACAAGGUUUGUCUGCUGGUGAAUGUGUGCGUGUGUUGCGUGAAAUGUCCCUUACUGUCUCGGAGAAGCGCCAGAUCAGAGCUUGGGUUGUCUGUUGGGAUGCUGGACAGCCUCUCUCUGCUAACAGAGCCCUGUGCUGCCAUCAGUUUAAAAGUUUCAUCAGUUUCUUGAAGGUUUUGUGUGGUGGCUGCUACAGUAGAGUCUCCCAGCAGAAAUCCAUAAAGCUCUGGCAGGGAGUCCUUAAAAACAUCAGCGCUCACUUCGGCACCGGGAUUCUGUCCUAUUUCAUCUUCCUCAGAAGACUGUUACAUUACAACAUCCUCCUCUUCCUCAUCACCGGCCUUUUCCUGGUCCUACCACAAAUCUCAAAUCCUCCAUCAUCAAAAAACAAACCCGCAGCCACAGCUGACCUCUGGAUGUUUACUGGCAUGGGCAUUCUCACAGACUCUGUGAUGUUUUAUGGCCACUAUGCCAACUCCACCAAUGGAAACUGCAAAGCGGAAAUGAAACUGUGUCCAGAAAAUUACAACAUACCACUGGCGUAUAUUUUUACUAUUGGAGCAGGCAUGUUUAUCACAUGUGUAAUGCUUGUUUACAGGAUAUCUAAAUCAUUUGGAAGGAGUUUCCGCACAUUCAAGACUACCAGUAACCUAGCUUUAAAGGUUUUCUGCUCUUGGGAUUUUAAAGUCAGCAAGAAACGAUCUGUUAAGUUGCAGUCGGGGAACAUCUGCAUUCAGCUGAAGGAGAUGCUGUCGGAGCUCAGCUGCAAAAAACAGAAGAGAAACUUGUAUUCAACUUUUGGCUGGUUGAGUCUACACUUUCUUGUAUGGUCUAUUUGCCUCCUUUGCAUAGCUGCCUGCAUGCUGGCUGUUUACUACUUACACCCUUACAUUGACCAGGGCAGUUCCAAGGUGAACUCUUUUCAGAAAGCCGUCGGCUUGCUGAAACUGCCUUUGGUCAUGUCUUGCGUCAGCCAUCUAUUGCCUGGAUUCUUCGACAUGUUAUCCAGGGUAGAGCAUUACGACUCCCCGAGAACUCAGGUUUACGUGUCCAUUGCAAGGAACCUGUUGUUGAAGGGUUGCAUUUUUAGUGUAUUGUGUUACCAGUGGCUCAAGAAAAUUUCUGGCAGGAAGAAUGAACAAAAUAAACAGCAGUGCUGGGAGACAUUAGUUGGUCAAGAGCUUUACCGUUUGGUUUUAAUGGAUCUGCUAAUUGCGAUGUCGUACAUCAUCUUAGCAGAGUUUCUGUGGGGGCUGUGUAUUAGAAACAUCACAUUAAGAAAAAGAAAACUAGAGUUUGACAUCGCGCGAGAUGUUCUGGAGCUCAUCUAUAGUCAAACGCUCGUGUGGUUUGGUGUGCUGUUUUCACCUCUGUUGCCUGCAGUUCAAAUUGGGAAACUAUUUCUACUGUUCUACCUCAAAAAGACGAGUUUGAUGAUGAACUUCCAACCACCCAGGAAACACUGGAAGGCCACUCAGAUGAACGCAUUAUUCACCAAGCUCCUGUUUUUCCCCUCCUUUGCUGGGGCCCUUGCAUUUGUCAUUUAUACAAUGUGGAGGGUCAGGCCCUCGUCUGAUUGCGGGCCCUUUAGUAACCUCCGCAGCAUGCUUCUCUUAGGCAAGAGGUGGAUCAGGGGCCUGGGCAGGUCAAACCCCAGUUUUGUUUGGCUCAGCUGGGCUUAUAAUAACCUUGUGGACAACCCUUUGUUCCUCUUCACCCUUGUAGGCCUGUUCCUCGCCAUUAUAUACAUUCACAUGCAAGUUUUGGAUGGCCAAAAGAUGAUCAUUUCUAGGUUACAAAAACAAAUAGACAAUGAGGGUGAAGAUAAGAAGUUCCUUAUAGCUAAAGUGCAGGCCCUCAAUGAGGCGAGUGCUCAGCAGUAAGGAUGUCUGGAUUCUACAGAAAUGAAUUUGGAAGAAUGCAUUGUGGUAACCCCUUCAAAAUAUAUACCUGAGAAACCAGUGCAUCUUAUAUAGAACUCGGACAACAGCUGUUUUGUAGUGUUAUUGUCAUUUAGUCAUAAAAACAUAUUUUGAAAUGUAAAUGAAAAGGUUCAUUUUUGCUUAUGGAAAUGUUUUUGUUUGUCAGUUCUUUAUGCCACUGCUCAAAGGCUCAAUUUUUUUGUAUGGUUGAGGAUGUGAUAGUUUUAAAUAUUAUUCCAAAAACUAUUUCAAAAAGCAACAGGCUAUCAACAUGCAGUCAAUUAUGUAGUGUUUAAUGCGACGUGUUAAUGAUGAAAUCUCUCUGGUGUGUUUUGAAAGUUUGAAAUCAAUAAAUAAAUGCGACAUAUCUGCAAAAUACAAUUAUUUUAUUAUUUGUUUAUUUGAUUUUUUUGUAUACCGUAUACUGUAUGACAUUUCCACAGUGCUAAUGUCUUUUGUUGAAUAAUUGUUAAAUACAUUUUGUGAUAGAGAUCAGCUGACAGAAUAUUACUCCUUAUUUUCAUUUGAACAAAGACUGCUAAGGCCACUUAAUAAGAGAUUGUAAUGUACAGUAUGUGGUAUGGGCUACGGAUUUUGUUUGAACCUGUCAGACUGAAAUCUGAAGAAUUUGGUCACAUGCUGCUGACCAGAGCUCAGAAUCCCAUCAAGUAUUGCACUCUGUGGGAGGAGUUUCUUUUAUCUGUCUGACAUCCUCCUUAUAAGCUGUAAGGAGCUACUUUGGCUCAUUUGGCUCCCAACAUCACACCAUAUCAACUACAACAGUCAUUAAGUCAUCUGAGUAAGUGUAGUUUAUUCAACAAUGCGAUCCUCUAAACAUUUAUACAUCCACCUUCCAGAUGAAUAUAAAGAAUUUCAAUCAUCAGAAGAAUGGGACCAUGGGAUUGUUGUUACAGAUUUGAAUCCAUAUUUGACAGCGAGAGAGCUUCGCAGCUACUUUGAAAAAUUUGGGACAAUUACAGAAUGUCUCUUCACAAUCAACAAGUCAUCAGGAUGGCCAAAGGGUGUGGGAUUUGUGAGAUACUCAACUUCAGAGGAGGCUAAAGUAGCAGAAGAAGCUGGGCCACACUGCCUUGGAGGUUUUCACUUUCAGAUCAACAAAGUUGUCACACCAAAAAUGUCUGCCCAGAACAUACUGGACAACCAGUUAAAUAGAAGUGUGAAUUAGAAGUGGAAUAUAGGAGCACCGACAGUUACUGGCUGGAGUGAUUUACACUAAACCUCAUCCUACCACAAUGUGAACUAAAAAUUUAUUUAUUUUUUUUUUUGCAUAAUCCAGUGUUAACUUUUCUACCUGACAUUAAAACCCUGUUUGAUUUAAUGUCUGUAUCCCUACUGUAAAUGAUCGCUUUUAUAUGUAUACCUGAAAUGUUGAAUACAUUUAUUCUCAGUACAGCUCUUAUUGAUGUUUAUUGAAAGAUUUAUUUGACUUAAGGAUUAUCUUCAGCUUUUACAACAGAGAGCUUAAGUAGAACUGACUUUUUAACAAAAAAAAAAAAUAUUUUUAUUUGCCAAGACUCAAGAAACAUAGCAAGAAGAUCGGUAAAAUAAUCCAUGUGACAUCAGGGGUUCAACCGUAAUUUUACGAGGCUACGAGAAUUUUUUUUUGUGCGCAAACAAAACAAAAAUAACGAAUUGUUGAAUAAAGUCAACUAUUUUUGUUUUGUUUGUGCACAAAAAGUAUUCUCGUAGCUUUACAGGAUUUACUAGUUGUUGGCAGGAGGUAUUGGCGCAUUGUCUUUCAAGAGAGCAUUUUGUUAAAUAAAAGUCAGUGCGGUUUGAGAUGA
Molecule: messenger RNA, 4745 nt
Organism: Onychostoma macrolepis
Lineage: Eukaryota; Metazoa; Chordata; Actinopteri; Cypriniformes; Cyprinidae
Gene: tmc6a
Product: transmembrane channel-like protein 6
Exons: 25
Coding region: 619-2901 (760 amino acids)
Cellular component (GO): plasma membrane
Molecular function (GO): mechanosensitive monoatomic ion channel activity
Source: RefSeq, a predicted model, not a curated record